Messenger RNA from Lagenorhynchus albirostris (white-beaked dolphin), 485 nucleotides. RefSeq lists its product as uncharacterized. The transcript has 2 exons. NCBI's taxonomy places the organism in Eukaryota, Metazoa, Chordata, Mammalia, Artiodactyla, Delphinidae. The coding region runs from base 307 to 468 and encodes 53 amino acids. The record is from RefSeq and is a predicted model, not a curated record.
UCAAUAACUUGCUGAGAUUGACACUGAAUAAGCUCCACCCCCCUGUUCUUUCCGGUCUCAGCCACCGCGUUCUCGGCUGAGAACAUCACGAAAACUCGGAGAAGAGGAAUCCGAGUGGGACCGGCGCCAAACACAGAGCUGCGCGUGCUCCGUCUCCAAGCUCGGGGCGCGAGUUGCCAGGACUGGUGGCUGCGGCUGCGUGGUGCUCGGUUUCAGGGGCCUGCGGGCGGCGGCUGACGGGGCGGCGCAGCGGCGGGUGCGCAGAAAGAAGCAGCUUUGAGUCUGAGCUUGAGUUUGAAAGAAGAAAUGAAAAAUAGCAAAUGGAUCAGAAAGAACUGGCUUCUUGUAGCUGGGAUUUUCUUCACAGGCAUCCAUCUCGGAACAUAUUUUAUACAGAGAGCUGCAAAACAAUCUGUAAAGUCUCAGCCUGAACUCAAACAAAAGAGUUUGAAUAAUGAACUAAAAUAAAUAUUUGGAAUUACUAA